Molecule: messenger RNA, 2420 nt
Organism: Anolis carolinensis (green anole)
Lineage: Eukaryota; Metazoa; Chordata; Lepidosauria; Squamata; Anolidae
Exons: 25
Coding region: 57-2189 (710 amino acids)
Source: RefSeq, a predicted model, not a curated record
UGCUUUUGAAACAUCAAGAAAUAGGAAAGACAACUUGUUGGCAGCACUGUUCAGCUAUGGAGAUCCUCCCCAUUCUUCCUGUUUGUCUUUCUUUCAUACUACUGAGCUUUCCAGACCACUUCAAUCCAGUUGCUUAUUCAUGUAUGGGUGACUGCAAGCCAAGAUGUUCCAUUUAUGAAUAUGAAGAUUCAAGAUCAUCCUGCCUUAUUCCUGGUUUUGUCCAGUGUUGUGAAUACAAUGGGAAAUCACACAGAACUCAUCAUAGAGACAGAGGAAAUAAAGAACAUUCCUCUUAUGAGAGUUUCCCACCCAGCUAUGAUCUAGGGAAAGCACACAGAACUCAUCAUAAAGACAGAGGAAAUAAAGAUCAUUCCUCUUAUAAGAGUUUCCCACCCAGCUAUGAUCUAGGGGAAGUGCACGGAACUCAUUAUAGAGGCAGAGGAAAUAAAAAGGAAUAUCAUAAUUUUCAUUCUCUGGCUAUCCCAUCCACUAAUACUCACGGGAAAGCACACAGAACUCAUCAUAGAGACAGAGGAAAUAAAGAACAUUCCUCUUAUGAGAGUUUCCCACCCAGCUAUGAUCUAGGGGAAGUGCACGGAACUCAUUAUAGAGGCAGAGGAAAUAAAAAGGAAUAUCAUAAUUUUCCUUCUCUGGCUCUCCCAUCCACUAAUACUCACGGGGAAGUGCAUGGAACUCAUUAUAGAGGCAGAGGAAAUAAAAACGAAUAUAAUAAUUUUCCUUCUCUGGCUCUCUCAACCACUGAUACUCUAGGGAAAGCACACAGAAUUCAUCAUAGAGACAGAGGAAAUAAAAAACUACAUCAUUCUGCUUAUAAUCUAGGGAAAGCACACAGAACUCAUCAUAGAGACAGAGGAAAUAAAGAACAUUCCUCUUCUGAGAGUUUCCCAUCCAGCUAUGAUCUAGGGGAAGUGCACGGAACUCAUUAUAGAGGCAGAGGAAAUAAAAAGGAAUAUCAUAAUUUUCCUUCUCUGGCUCUCCCAUCCACUAAUACUCACGGGAAAGCACACAGAACUCAUCAUAGAGACAGAGGAAAUAAAGAACAUUCCUCUUAUGAGAGUUUCCCACCCAGCUAUGAUCUAGGGGAAGUGUAUGGAACUCAUCAUAGAGGCAGAGGAAAUAAAAAGGGAUAUCAUCAUUUUCCUUCUGAGUCUCUCCCAUCCACUGAUACAAUCGGGGAAAUGCACGGAACUCAUCAUCGAGUCAGAGGAAAUAAAGAGCGAUAUCCACAUCUUCCUUUUCAGCAUUUCCCACCCAUCAGUACUCCACAUUUCCCCAAACAUAUCAGCUCAAAGAAAUGUCAAUGCAAACAUCGCUGUUCACGCAAUGAAUAUGCAGACUCAGCAUGCACCCAUGGUUUUCUCCACUGUUGUAAAAUGAGAGCUCCACCAUCGUAUCAUAAUUUCCCCAAAAUAUCUCCGUAUCCUGUCAUCGCACCAGAUUUCCCCAAUAGUAUCAGCGCAAAGAAAUGUCAAUGCAAAAAACACUGUUCACACAAGGAAUAUGCAGACUCAGCAUGCACCCAUGGCUUUCGCCACUGUUGUAAAAUGAAAGUUCCAUCUUCGUACCAUAAUGUCCCCAAAAUACCUCACUAUCCUGUCAUCGCACCAGGGAGUUUUCUUGAGGACAGCGCCUUACCUCACAAUCCGUUUCUCAGUUUUCCUGACACACCUUUAACUCCCAUUGUGGCUUUAGAUUUCCCCAAACGUAUCAGCACAAAGAAAUGUCAAUGCAAACGUCGCUGUUCACACAAAGAAUAUGCAGUCUCAGCAUGCACCCAUGGGUUUCUCUACUGUUGUAAAAUGAGAGUUCCAUCUUCGUUCCAUAAUGUCCCCAAAAUACCUCACUAUCCUGUCAUCGCACCAGAGAUACCUAAAAGCCAUGAUGAUGACUUUUUGAAAACGACCUUCCAAAAGUCUCUGAUUGUAAAGACCAUUUCAAGUUACGUCCCACCUUAUGAUAGCAAUUGUCGGGGUAGAUGCAGGAGACAAUGUGCCUAUGAUGAAUAUAGAAUCUCCUCACGUUCCUGCCUCAUUCGUGGCUUAGUCUACUGUUGUAAAGUGAAUGCGACAUGUCAAGGAACCUGUAAGAGAAGGUGUAUAGGGAGAGAAUAUCCAUCUGGAAACAAAUUCUGCCCUUAUUUUGGUCAUGUCUACUGCUGCAACCCAUAAGCUAAACUAUGGUAAAAUAGCAUGCAGUGGAAUUACCAAAAUGCAGCAGUCAUUCCAUAACGGUGGAUCACUUCGACAGCAUCAGUCUCACAAACAUGAUACAUUGAAUAUUGAUUGUGAAGAAUCUCCAAGACUUUUUGAAAGUCUUCCAGAAAUUAACUUUCCCAUUCCUUUAUACAAAUGCUUUAACUUACUGCUCUUAAUAAAACCAAAUCUGUUGUGCAGGUAAAA